This is a messenger RNA of Postia placenta MAD-698-R-SB12, 237 nucleotides long. RefSeq lists its product as hypothetical. Lineage: Eukaryota; Fungi; Basidiomycota; Agaricomycetes; Polyporales; Adustoporiaceae. The record is from RefSeq and is a predicted model, not a curated record. Gene Ontology annotation, molecular function: metal ion binding; copper chaperone activity. The transcript is spliced from 3 exons. The annotation marks the transcript as partial. Gene Ontology annotation, biological process: copper ion transport. Gene Ontology annotation, cellular component: cytosol.
GCCAGCCACACCUACAAGUUCGAUGUCAAGAUGACCUGCGGUGGUUGCUCUGGUGCCGUGACACGCGCUCUCAAGAAGGCCGAGACGGAUGGUCUCGGCAUCGACACGUACAAUGUGAGCCUGGAGAAGCAGGAGGUGGUCGUGAAGGGCACGAUUCCAUACGACACACUGCUCGAGCGGAUCAAGAAGACGGGCAAGGAGGUAGGCUCUCCGGUACCGCGUUGCUGCCGACGAUGA